AAGUUAUAAAAACCCUUAAUUUCGCACCGCCCCAAAACAGUAAUAAAAAAGUUCACUGGAUUCAAACUUGUACUUUCACUUUCCUGAUCGCACAAAUAAAAAACACACCCGUUAGUUUCAUUUGGUCGUAUACUUGAGUGGUUGUUACGUUAUAAUCUUCUGUUGUUGUGUAGACUGACCAGAGUCCACAACUUUAAAAAUGUCUGGAAAAGAAGUAAUUGAAUUAGUAGAAAAGCCCGUAAGCUGUUAUUCAUUCAACAAAGAUAGAACUCGAAUUGCAUUUUCUGCAAAUGACAACAAUGUACUGAUUUACAAGAAAAGUGGAGGAAAAUGGCAACAAGAAGCCAUCUUGUCCGAGCAUCAUCAAAAUGUAACCGGCAUUGAUUGGGCACCUGUCAGUAACCGUAUUGUAACUUGUGGUGCUGAUCGUAAUGGCUACGUUUGGGUUGAAGAAGGUGGAAAGUGGAAACCUACCCUUGUCAUUUUGCGAAUUAAUCGUGCUGCGACAUUUGUCAGAUGGUCACCUAAAGAGGAUAAAUUUGCUGUUGCAAGUGGUGCUCGAUUGAUAUCUGUGUGCUAUUUUGAAAAAGAAAAUCACUGGUGGGUGAGCAAACACAUUAAGAAACCCAUCCGGUCAACUGUGUUAUCAUUGGAUUGGCAUCCCAACAACAUUUUGUUGGCUGCUUCUUCUUCCGAUUUCAAGUGUCGUGUUUUCUCAGCUUACAUCAAAGAGAUUGAGCAGAAACCCGAACCAACAAACUGGGGAAAGAAAAUGCCAUUCGGUGCAUUGAUGGCUGAAUUCGCAAAUGGAAGAGGCGGUUGGGUGCACGACGUGAAGUUCUCUCCAUCUGGUUCCAAGAUAUGCUGGGUUGGACAUGAUUCCAGUCUGUCUGUCGUUCAAGGUGGCGAGAAUGCUGAAGUUGCCACCGUUCAAUUUGGCAAUCUACCAUUUGUGACAACUGUGUGGUUGUCUGAGGGAACACUUGUUGCUGCUGGUCAUGAUUUUAUUCCCAUGGUAUUUACUCAUGAUGGUAACAACAAAGUGUCAUUUAUUGCUAAACUUGAUCAGCCAGUCAAGAAGGGAGGUGAUGAAGAGACAAUGAGUGCUAUGGAUAAAUUCCGAUCGUUGGAUAAGCGAGCCACUGGUACAAAAGAAGUUAAAUCUUCCACAACCCACACCAAUACUAUUGUCCAACUUUCUGUGUACCAGGGAGAAAGAGAGAGUGUGACAAAGAUUUCGUCUGGUGGGAUGGAUGGUAAAGUUGUUAUCUGGGAUAUCAAGAGCUUGGAAAAAUCCAUUGCUGACUUGAAAAUUGUCUAGUUGUCCAAAUGAGGUACACACAAUGAUAAAGAAAGAUGAGAAAAUAUGUGGUAACAUGUGUGACCAGGGAAAGUUUGUAUUAACAUUUUUUUUUGAAGACACAAUUGUUUAGUAAA
Hydractinia symbiolongicarpus is the source of this 1437-nucleotide messenger RNA. Its product is annotated as actin-related protein 2/3 complex subunit 1A-like. Gene Ontology annotation, cellular component: Arp2/3 protein complex; actin cytoskeleton. NCBI's taxonomy places the organism in Eukaryota, Metazoa, Cnidaria, Hydrozoa, Anthoathecata, Hydractiniidae. The transcript has 9 exons. The coding region runs from base 200 to 1321 and encodes 373 amino acids. Gene Ontology annotation, molecular function: actin filament binding. Gene Ontology annotation, biological process: Arp2/3 complex-mediated actin nucleation. The record is from RefSeq and is a predicted model, not a curated record.